AUGAGUUCCCAGCGAGAUACCUUCGAUCCGGCCAACGUGCCGAGACCUGAGAACAUGGAUGCGCGCCGUCGAUAUAUCGACCAAUAUAUCCAGCAUUUUCACAGUGGCUUGGUCCCUGAGAUUGAGGAGGCGCGCAAAGCGGCAUUUUUUCUUGUAUGUCGAAAGUAUCACGAAGAGCGUCAUAUAAUUGAGGCCCCUGCCUCGUAUUUUGAGUACGCAAUCGACAAGACGCUGUGGCGUAACAUCUUCUUGCUCGACAGACAGGCUCCCGCGUGGCCUUGGAGUAAAGGGCCCGAUAUGGACGAUAUCAGCGCCGGCAUGUCGGGAGCCUACAGGGAAUGGCGCAUCGAAAAGGGGUUGCCUGUCAACGUGUCUCCCCAAGCAGACCAACAGCGGCCUCAAGACCUCAAGUUACUGCUCGCAAAUGCCCGACAGGAAGUCGAGCGCCUCAAUGUGCAUCUCCGGGAUGUCAAGACCCUUCACCAAGAGUUGAAGGAGGCCAUGCAGGGCUGGCUCAACGAAAAAGACGCCCUCCUGAGGUCAAAGGAUCAGGAGAUUCAACGACUGCGCAUGGAAGGCAGAAACUCGGGGGGACCUCGACAACGCCUGACCUCGGCCAACAGACGAACCCAGUCGCUGGGCAUGCAGCUCGCAGCCGUCAAGGAGGAGGCUACCACCCAGCGUCGAAAGCUGGAGACCGCUAAUUCUCGUAUCACCCAUCUUGAGAAUCAGCUUACCGAAAGUCCUGGCGUCCAGGCUCUUGAGAUUCAAUUGGCCAGGGCCAAUACAAGGGCCUCCAAUGCCGAGGAUGAAAACAGACACCAGGGACAUUUGCGUGAUGCAAACACUCAACUCGCCGGCAUUCAGACUCAACCCCCUGGUUAA
Fusarium mangiferae is the source of this 885-nucleotide messenger RNA. RefSeq lists its product as uncharacterized. The transcript is spliced from 2 exons. NCBI's taxonomy places the organism in Eukaryota, Fungi, Ascomycota, Sordariomycetes, Hypocreales, Nectriaceae. The record is from RefSeq and is a predicted model, not a curated record. Bases 1 to 885 code for a protein of 294 amino acids.